UCGCUCCGGCAACGCACUCUGGAGGUCGCAGCCUGCGCGUCACUCUGCCGCUCGCACACGGCGCUUUUGGCCUCACUGAGCAUUGACAAGGGCCACUUGGGCAGAGUGAUGAGUGAUGAGGACUCUGAGACCCCUGCCACCGAGUUACAGGGGGGAGAGGAGAACGAGCUGCCUAUUAUCCAGCUGUGUGGGCUGGUGGAAGAGCUCAGUUAUGGAAACUCUGCUCUCAAAACUGAGACAGAGAUGUUUGAGAAAUAUUAUAAUAAACUGGAGCCCAGGGAUCAGCGACAUCCACGGUUAUCAGAAAUUAAAAUCACAGGAGCAGAAUUUGCACAGUUACGAGGCAGGUACAGAUCCAAAUCCCGCAUAGGUGUGGACCGUGCGAUAGGCCUCAGUUAUGACCAAAAAUGUGAGCUUGUACUAAAGGAGCUGGAUGACAUGAAGGAUGAAAUAAGGCACAUGAGAGCAAAUGCUGAACGAGAUCUGCAGCACCAUGAGGCAAUCAUUGAGGAAGCUGAAAUGAGAUGGGUUGAAGUCUGCAGAGCAGUGCAUGAGUUUAAAAAAGAUGUUCUAAAAACUAUAUCCAAGAAGAAAGGGAGUAUUUUGGCCACUCAGAAAGUGAUGAAGUACAUUGAGGACAUGAACCGCCGGAGGGAUAAUAUGAAGGAUAAAUUAUGUUUGAAAAAUGUUUCUCUCAAAGUGCAGAGGAAAAAGAUGCUUUCACAAUUGAGGCAGAAGGAAGAGGUGGGCGAGGCCCUCCAUGACGUUGAUUUUCAGCAGCUGAAGAUCGAGAAUGCUCAGUUUUUAGAGACCAUUGAAGCAAAGAAUCAAGAACUGAUCCAGCUAAAGCUGGCAUCUGGAAACACCCUGCAGAGACUCAAUGCAUACAAAAGCAAGCUACAGCGAUCAACGGAAAUGUCCAUCCAUCUGGACAAGGAGAUCUUGCUGAGAAAUGAGUUACUUGAGAAAAUUGAAAGCGAAACCCUGCAAGCAGAGGAGGACCGGGCCAAGGCUGAGGCCGUGAACAAGAGACUCCGCAGACAGCUGGCUGAGUUCCAAGUGCCGCAGGUGAUGGUGUACGUGCGGGAGAAAAUCCUAACUGGGGACCUGGAGAAGACCAUCAAGAUGUGGGAAAGGAAAGUGGAGAUUGCAGAGAUGACCUUAAAAGGCUACCGCAAGGCUUGGAAUAAAAUGAAAACCACCAAUGAGCAUUUGCAGGCAAUUUGUCCCCCUGGGAAGUAGCCAGAGGGAGGCCACAGCUGCAGACCAGAGUGAUCCAUUAAAGUAAUCAGCUCCUUUCCAGUCAAGGGGUCCUCUCACUGUUCCCUGUGCUGCUUGGUGUCCCCGACUUUCCAGCCACGCUGGCAGGCACUCCCCAGGCCACAUUUGCCCGUGGGGAGUGUUUUCACAGCCUGGCCCCUGGAACGGUUAACACUGAAAGAACCACAGGGCACUCUAAUGGUUUGACACUUGUUAGCCCACAUUUAGUUCACAAGCACAAAUGAAAGUGACCUUCCCGCAUGUGGGAGUGGGACAGAGGAGGGAGAGCCAGCCCAGUGUGCACCCUGGGCCUGUCCAUGGCAGCCCAGGUGUGCAGCUAGCAAAAACAAUCACCAUUAAACAGACAGCAAAACAGAAUGUGACUGCCCAGCACUCAGCAUUCUGAGCUUACUCCUCAGUUGGGAGGGUUAGCUCUUAGACUAGAUACCACUGCAAAAGAAAACAAGCACAAAGAAAAACAAGGUAAUUUCUUGGGGCUGAUGUAACCUGUUCUGACCUGAACUAGGCCCUCUACCCUCCCCAGAGUCCCUGCCAUAAUAAUCAUAGUACAUGGGUUGUGUGUCCACAACAGAAGUCCUGCCUAAUUCCCUUAACCCUUUCCUCCCAAUGUCUGGGCUCUUUCUAGAGCUGUUUGCUGGCAAUGAAUAUACGUCGGCCUUUUUUUGUCCUUGUACAUGUGCUGGGGACCAUCCACCUUGGCCCAGCCCAGAAUGUUUUCUCUGUGUAAUGGUGAAAUGUUCUUUGUAGCUGAGUGAAGGCAGCAAAUUCUCCCAGUGGUGGAAGGCAGACAGCGGAUGGCUGGUUUUCUUAGUCUUGGACAUAAUCCAGUCGCCAUAGUCUUCCACCUUGAGGUACAGUAAAAAGCCAGGGCAUUUCUCACCCCCGUGGGACAAGACUCCUCUCAGCACCCACAGAUUCUGUUGCUGUAGCUGGCACAUCAUGGGGUUUCCAGGGUCCCCCUGUGACAAAGGACAGAAGGCUUCAGGUUUAAGAAAACUCAUUUUCUUUUUAAAUAUAUCCUUGUGCAAUUUACCGU
Molecule: messenger RNA, 2317 nt
Organism: Neofelis nebulosa (Clouded leopard)
Lineage: Eukaryota; Metazoa; Chordata; Mammalia; Carnivora; Felidae
Gene: CFAP263
Product: coiled-coil domain containing 113
Exons: 9
Coding region: 109-1242 (377 amino acids)
Biological process (GO): cilium assembly
Cellular component (GO): axoneme; ciliary basal body
Source: RefSeq, a predicted model, not a curated record